UCAAAUAUAAAUUGUUGUUCAUGUAAAGAGUGACUGAGACGUGGUUCAAACUUUCCACAUCGACUGUAUGAACCUCAACAGUUCAACAGUUUGUUUCUCUAUAAGGCAACAGAAAGAAAACAAACUGUAACUGACAAAAUAAGAUUUCCUGGGUCGAACCAACUGUGACACUGAGAUGUGACUGUGUUUGUGCUUUUAUAUGUGAACGUUCAACAUCUUUAGAAAAAGAAGAGUUUAUACAUUUUCUGCUUUAUGCAAACUCAGUCAUAUAUUUUCUCAAAAGCUCAACAAAGUACACAUAUUGUACAACACAGAGUUUAAUCUGUAGUUAAGAGAAACAAUAAAUGCAGUUAAGAAAUUUUUAUGCAAAUUAAUCACAGGGUCUGUGUUUCCUUACAUGCUGCCACUUCCUCAAAGCUUCUUCCUGUCUGAAAGCAGAGAGCAGGCUGGACAAGAACAGAACAGAACAGCUUGAUAUCUACCAGGGUCAGUACUGUAGGACUGUUAGAGUACAGUUUAAACUCCUGCUCAGCGUCUCAGUCCUCUCAAGAUGUCCUCAGAUAUUUAUGCAGAACCAGAUCUAUCAACGAAGGUGAGAUACAGCAGAAAGGAGGACAGAGCAGAGUGGGAGCAGAGGGAGGUGGAUAUCUACGAGAGUACAGAUGAGAUCAGAGAUAGUUAUGAUCAUUUUCAGUCACAGGAAGGAGGACCACAGACUCAGAAUCCUCCUUCAGUCCAGAAGGGCUCUUUCAGAUGUGCUACACUGGCUCUAAGAGUGCUGUGCCUCCUGAUGUUAGCUGGGAUCAUCAUCCUGUCCAUAUGCUAUGCUUUGAACAAGAGUCAACUCCAGGAUGAACUUCAAGACACAAAAACCAACCUGACUCAGUUACAGAGCAGUUAUGAUAAACUGAGUAAAAACCACAGUCAGCUACAGGAAGAAGUGAAGAAGCUGAAGGAGAAGAUAGAAGAGAAGUGUCCUGAAGGAUGGAGGAGAUUUGGAAGCAGCUGUUACUUUAAAUCCACUGAGAGGAAAACUUGGUCUGAGAGCAGGAGAGACUGUCAGGAUAAAGGAGCUGAUCUGGUGAUGAUAAACAGCAAAGAGGAACAGGAAUUUGUCAAUGAAUUCGGAGGAUUCUUCUGGAUUGGUCUGAGAGCCAAACAGACAUCAGGAGGAUCUAAAUGGGAAUGGGUGGACGGAUCAGCGCUGACACAAACGUUCUGGGCAGAAGGACUGCAAUAUCCAAUUUCAGAUCACCAUGUAGUUUACUGUGUUUAUGACAGGAAAUGCUAUCAGUACAGUUCUUCUACCCGAAUGACCUUCAUGUGUGAGAAAUGAGUUUGGUGCUUUGAUGUAAAUGUUUGAAUAAUCCAACCAAAGACACCUCACUAUGAAAUGUCCUGCAUGAGCCUCAGACUCAGCUCACAGUUGUUACUUGUUCAUUCUGCAUCAUAUAUUGAUUACAUAUAUUGUCCCUCUGUGCUGUACAGUAAGGUUGGAAGUCAUCCACACAAAAACUUGAAGUACUUCAUUACUCUGUAGUUCCAGCAAAUUGUUCUAAUAAAAGUCAAAGUGCAGCUUGUC
Oreochromis niloticus (Nile tilapia) is the source of this 1582-nucleotide messenger RNA. Its product is annotated as CD209 antigen-like protein E. NCBI's taxonomy places the organism in Eukaryota, Metazoa, Chordata, Actinopteri, Cichliformes, Cichlidae. The record is from RefSeq and is a predicted model, not a curated record. Bases 551 to 1336 code for a protein of 261 amino acids. The transcript has 7 exons.